Molecule: messenger RNA, 1875 nt
Organism: Mercurialis annua (annual mercury)
Lineage: Eukaryota; Viridiplantae; Streptophyta; Magnoliopsida; Malpighiales; Euphorbiaceae
Product: nuclear pore complex protein NUP50A-like
Exons: 2
Coding region: 173-1549 (458 amino acids)
Biological process (GO): intracellular transport
Cellular component (GO): cytoplasm; nuclear pore
Molecular function (GO): GTPase activator activity
Source: RefSeq, a predicted model, not a curated record
AAAAAUAUUAGAAGAAACCCUUGUUUGGUUUGGAAUUGGAUCUCUCUCUUUCCCUCGCUCCCUCAUUUCUUUUCGUUAGGGUUUUUGCUUCACUUCUUCUUCUCUUUCCAUAUUUCAUUUAUCCCAUAUUGUUGGGACAAAAAGUCAAGCAAGGUUGUUAGUUUGUUUGCCAAUGGGGGAUGCAGAAAAUACACUUCCUCCUUCAAAGAAGAGAGCUGCUGGAAGAGAAAUUUCAAGAGACAACCCCGGGCUUGAUGAUGAUGAAGAUGUAGAGGAAGAGACUGGAACUUUCAAGAGGGCCAGUGAUCAGGUGCUGGCAGCCAGAAGAAUUGUGAAAGUUCGUCGCAACCAAACCUCAUCAACCCCAUCAUCCAAUCCAUUUGCUGGAAUUCGCUUGGUUCCUCCUACUGAAGCAACUGCAGCCCCUGCUGUGGCAAGAACUGAAGCAGUCACUACUGCUGAGAAAGUUUUCGAGGAGACGAAAAGUGAUGCUGGUAAAGAAACCAAAGAGGGUACAGAUGAGACUGUGAACCAGUUGGAGAGGAAGACUGAAGAGUGGGUGGCUGAAAUAGCUGAAAAUAAGGAGGUUGCUGAGGAUAAAGAGAAUAUUACUGUAGCUGAUGAAGCAACUGAAUCCAAGAUUGAUAAUGAAAUGCCUGCAGAAGAUGAUAACACUGAGAAUGAGGAAGUCAAGGGUGGUGAUUCGCAGAAUGACAAAACUGUUGGAAGUGAAGUGAAAGAGAAUGAGAAAACUGCGGGCGGUGAAGAGACGCAGGAUGAAAAGGCUGCAGAAGCUGAUAAGACUGAAGAGAAAAAGGUUAAUGGCAGUGAUAAUGCAGAUCCAAUUGCUGAAAGCACACAAUUGAGCUCAUUCCAACAGCUUUCUAGCAGCCAAAAUGCUUUUACAGGGCUUGCUGGAACUGGGUUUUCUACUAGUUCGUUCACCUUUGGUUCAGCUUCUAAGGAUGGGCCGAUAUUGGGUACCGGCACAGGUUCUUUAUUUGGGCAGAAAACUGACCAACCUUCAUUUGGUUUUGGUCUUUCUAAUAAUGGUAGCUCUUCAAUCUUUAAUACCACAGGGUCGUCUAUUGGUUCGAAGAAUGAGGGAACUGGUUUUCCAUCUAUGCAAGAAGUUUCAGUUGAGACAGGAGAAGAGAAUGAGAAAUUAGUGUUUUCUGCUGAUUCGGUAUUAUUUGAGUUUUUUAAUGGUGGCUGGAAGGAGCGGGGCAAGGGAGAGCUUAGGGUAAAUGUCUCUACCGCGGGAACAGAACGAGCCAGACUCCUUAUGAGAGCUAGAGGUAAUUACAGGUUAAUUCUAAAUGCAAGUCUUUACCCUGACAUGAAGCUUGCAAAUAUGGAUAAGCGAGGGGUCACUUUUGCAUGCAUGAAUAGCACUGGUGAAACUAAGGAUGGUCUUUCUACAUUUGCUCUUAAAUUCAAGGAUGCCUCCGUAGUAGAAGAGUUCCAAUCGGCUGUUGCAGCACAUAAAGAUAAAAUCGAUCAAGCUCUGAAGACUCCAGAGAAUUCACCGAAGGCUUCAGAUGAGUGAAAGGUGCGUUACACUGAUAUACGUAAAUCUAGUUUCUGGGCUCCCUUCUCCUGUUCUUUGCGGAAAAUGUAUCUUGUUUGGAGUCAUUCUUGAGCCCUCUGUAGCAGAGUCAUGCAAUCCUGUUCCUUUGUUUUGCUGUUUAACUUUAAUAUGCUCCUCAGGAUAAUGCUUUUACUUAAUGUUGAGUCAGUGGUGGGUUCAGUCUGCAUCAUUUGCAGCUCAUGAGACUUAAAAGAAUGUUUGACAAUUUUAUAGUCGCUCCCUCUAGUUAGGGAUACAUAUAUAAUAUUAAAUUGCAGAUGUUGCAUGCUGCUGUUAAUUAGUCA